UACAGUAACUACGAAAAAGAAAAUUUAUAUCCUCUUGCAUUUUGUACGGUAGUUUUACGGCACCUAGUUUAAUCCAAUUAAGGAAAAUAGAAUAGAUAUUCUUGAGAACAUUAUAAAAAGCAAAUAUGAUUAAACAAGGACAAAUAAAUAAUAAAUAUCAAAUGGGAGAUAAUGCUGAGGCAAUAAAAAUGGAGGACAUGGAUCAUCUGCGCAAAAUGUUUCUUGGCGGUUUGUCAACCAAUUCCACAGAAGACUCACUUCGAGAGUUCUUCAGUCAAUUUGGCGAAGUAAUCGAUGUGAUUGUCAUGCGAGAUCCUACAACGAAACGUUCCAGAGGCUUUGGUUUUAUAACUUACAAAAAUGCAACGAUGGUUGAUAAAGCACAAGCGGCUAGACCACAUAUUGUCGAUGGAAAAUCAAUUGACUCGAAACGUGCUUUACCUCGGCCUGAAGUAAGCGGUGAUUCAACAGUGAAGAAAAUAUUCGUCGGAGGUCUUAAGGAAUACCACGACGAACAAUCUCUGAAAGAACAUUUCCAGCAGUUUGGCAAUGUUAUUAGCGUAAAAGUUUUAACAGACAAAACUACAGGACGUAAAAGAGGUUUUGCCUUCGUCGAAUUUGAUGAUUAUGACGCAGUUGAUAAGGCUGUCUUGCAUAUAAACCACGUCAUUAAAUACGUGAAGGUGGACGUUAAGAAAUCAAAAUAUAAAGAAGAACUUGCCAAAAAAUUAGCAAAUCAACAAGGGGCCGCUACUGGUAUGAUUCAAGCCGGCGGUGCGGGUAUAUCUUCUGUCACAGCCACCUAUCAGCAGCCACCAAAUGUAGGCACUGCCUAUAAUCCUCAAACAGCUUAUGGGUACGCAAACGCGCCAACAGCGACAUAUAAUGGCUGGGGAGGUGCAUACGCUCCGCCGCCAGUUGCCGCUUAUCCCCAGCAAACGAAUGCCUAUGGCAAUUACGUUGCAGCCCCACAGAAUGGAACUGCGCCUGGUUGGAAUGCUACACCUUAUGCGACACCUGGAGCUAAUUGGCCACAAAAUGGCUAUGUUCCGGCUGUGCCAGCGACGGUACCCGUUGGUCCCGCCGUUGCAGUUCCGUCAGCGGCUACGGCUACAAGCGGUUGGAGCGCAGCCCCAACUGCAAAUGGUACUCAAAGUUUUGGAACUUACCAGCAAACCUAUAAUGGAGGACCUCAAAAAGCCGGCAACUUGCAGGGUAAUCGCAUGAAUCCGUAUAGUGUGUCGUCAGCACCCAAUUACGGUAAGCAUUAAUUGAUUAAACGAGUGAGUAAUGAAACCAAAGUCACUUUUGUCCAUUUUGAAAACAAUAUACAUUCAUUUAUAUAGAUAUACUGUAUAUUUUUUAUACCGUUAUUUUUUGACUUCCUAUUAACUCUGUUUUGAUAUAUUUAUUAAUUUUGUAAGCAUUCCUUCUAUAAACAUAUAUGUACAUAUACAUAUAUGCAUAUGC
Molecule: messenger RNA, 1470 nt
Organism: Glossina fuscipes
Lineage: Eukaryota; Metazoa; Arthropoda; Insecta; Diptera; Glossinidae
Gene: Rbp4
Product: ribonucleoprotein RB97D
Exons: 4
Coding region: 126-1271 (381 amino acids)
Cellular component (GO): cytoplasm
Molecular function (GO): RNA binding
Source: RefSeq, a predicted model, not a curated record